CAAGCUGAGCUUCUUUUGGUCGAGUCUGACGUCACGGGUAGCCGCUGAUAGGCGGAAUUCGACUGUGGGCGAUUGCCAUUGGUUGACGAGCCGGUAUAAACGGUGCUUUCACGGUAACCUGUUCCAGUUGUGUUGUUAUCCACUCACAGUACACUUGAAGAAUAGUAUGUAUAAAGUACUUCACAAUCAAGACAUCAAACACGAGUGUUCGCGGUCGGGGGGACUGCAUGCGUAUCCUGAUCACUUCAGGGAACCUAAAAAGUUCUACCUUUAAAUUAGCCGUCUGCUAAAUGAACAUCUAAAGGUUCCUGUCCUCCGGUAGGACACUGUAUAUAGUGUACAUAUCGCUUUUCUAACAAAGGAUCUCGCUCGGACAACUCGAGCAAUCUCGAAGGAUCGUACACAGUCACGCGGGGAUUUAAACGAGUCGAGAAACACGAAAGUUCGCACUAUACUCCCCCGCACGCACCACCCCUAGACGCACGACGUGUACCAAGCAAGCAAAUCGAGAGCAAGGCGACCAGAGAUAACAAAAAUGAGUACGACACCGGCCGACCUCUCUAUGGUGUUCAAGCUUCUCACCGCGGGCACCGCGGCUUGUAUAGCCGAUUUAACGACGUUUCCAUUGGACACGGCGAAAGUCAGAAUGCAGAUUGCCGGGGAAACCCGUCCUCUCCUCGUCACAUCGAUGGACGGCUCCAUGCUCGCGAUGAAAAACUCGCAGCCAGGGUUGUGGAGUACAGUAAAGAACAUCGUCAGAUUCGAAGGAACAAGGAGCCUGUACGGAGGUCUGUCCGCGGGACUCCAGAGACAGAUGUGUUUCGCCAGCAUACGGUUGGGCCUCUACGACCCGGUGAAGUCAUACUACGCUGGAAUCAUCGACGGUGAUAAGAGGAGCGGGUCGAUGAAUUUUUCCGUAUGCGUCGCCGCUGGAAUCACGACGGGCGCCGUAGCGGUGCUCCUUGCUCAACCGACCGAUGUCGUCAAGGUCCGCUUACAGGCUGGAAAUAAUGGCCUAUCAUCGGUGAGAUACAGCUCGACCCUGCAGGCGUACAAGAAUAUCGCUGCCGUAGAAGGGGCACGGGGCCUUUGGAAAGGAAUCGUUCCUAACAUCUCGAGAAACGCAAUCGUGAAUGUGGCGGAGGUCGUCUGCUACGAUGUCAUCAAAGAUUGCAUCCUGAAGUCCGGUUACCUCCGCGACGGAAUUCCUUGUUACGUGACGUCCGCUGUAGUAGCAGGACUGUGCACCACGUUGAUGGCGAAUCCCGUGGACGUGGUGAAGACGCGUUACAUGAACAGCGCUCCCGGCAAGUACAAGGGCGUCAGGGAUUGCGCUACCCGUAUGCUGAUGAAGGAAGGACCGUCUUCUUUUUACAAAGGCUUCGUAGCGAGCUCAACGCGACUAGUGUCCUGGAACAUCGUUCUCUGGAUCACCUACGAGCAGUUCAAUAAGUACAUAUGGAAGACGAAUGCCAACAAGUGAAUCCCAUCGCAGCGAACGCGUUCCGAACGAUCGACCGACGCACACCUGUCGAUCCGCGCAUGCAUACACGAUGCGUCUUAAACAACCUCACCUUCCUCGUGGUCUAUAUUUCAAUCGUGUAACUUAGGGAUGGGAGAAUGCCCGUGUAACCUUUAGAUUUCCUUGUUUCGAAUAGAACCUUCCCCGUUGCAGUUUGGGUAAUCUUCGCGAUAUUUGUACUACGCUCGAUAACAACUAAAACACGCUCUUAUAACAAGGUUAGUACCGUGUUAUAAGAGGGUUGACCGUGAUCGACCAUUAUAUUUAGUUUCUAUCGACGACGUUUAACGAUGUCUUACACGCAGACUACGAAUGAGAUCACGCUUUUUUAUAUUAGACGUUAUAUGGUGUGUAACGAUUGUUCGUCAAAAUUUUCGCCUAUGCGUACGUAGAGUGUGUUCACGUUUCCAUAGAAAAGCUUGGUAGCGAACGUCAGACAUUAGCACAAGAGAAUCGAAGCGCAAAUAUCUUUCGUUAAUUGUACGGAGUAGUUUCAUUGCGAACGACGGCAGACUAACUCUCCCAUCCGUCGUUGUACUUUUACUUUGUUUACCGUAGUUGCGAACGCGCGUGCACUCGACGUUGGAAAAAUAACAAACCGAAAUCACCGUUCGUCGUUUGGGAUUGGAGAGCGGAGAAAAAAAAUUGCCCAUCAAGAAUACUUCAUGUCGCGAUUUAAACAUUGGAUACGAUCGAUCGAUCGGCUUUCGAUUAUUACCGAUCAAACGAAAAAGAAAAAGACGCGUUUUUCGAGGAGUGCACGUACGGUCGAACAAGUCUUAGGAGUCUUUCGAUAAUCCAUAACGAGUAUUUCGGCUAUGUAAAUCAACACUGGUAGAAUAAUAGAAAGAGGAAAAGUGUCCGAACGGAUAGUUAUAUAAAAAAUUGCGCGCAUUGCGAAACGCCAGACAGACAAUAAGAUUCCAAGAAUUUAUUUCGACGUUUUCGCGGAGUUCCGUCGACAAGAGGUACACGUGUAUCGUUGUUAUAAUAAUUUACGUUACUCCAGACUCCGGUUAAAUUUCUCCGAGGUACCGUGGUCGCAUGCCAACAAAGAUCCUUCGCUGCUACCGUUUGCAUUGUCUCUUAAAUUAUGCAGGAAACGUCGAGUAUGAUUAUUUCUCGUAAUCGUUGCUAAAUAUCAACGCGGACGGAUAUUUCCCAGUCUCUCGUUUCCGGUCAAUUAAUAUCGUACAGGGCACAAUUUUGAUCAAAUUCCGAUCGAGAACUUGUAGUCUGUUUUUUAAAGCUAUGUUUACCAUCUACUGAUGUACGUUUCACAUUAAAGAGCAAUUCUUAUCUCGUUAUUCCGACUGUGUUAUCUUUUGUUUAUUUCACGUCGAUAAAAGUAUCCGUCAAAGAGAGAUCUUGCGAUGGUCACAUUCGUUCUCGUAUCGUUUAAGGAACUAUCGUUCAGCCAUCCCGAUCUUCGUGUAAUUCAUAAGUAUAACUCGAUUACCAAACAGUAUUAGUUUCGGAGCGAUGCUCGAACGUUUCGUUCGAAACGUUCAAAAUUCUUGACCUUCUUCGCAUGCCUUUUUCCACCGUUCGAGCUUUGUACACCGUCGACCGGGACAUAAACAUUGCAGCUUUUAGAAAGUUUCCCUGCUAUCAAGAUUUAAAUUUGACCGAUUUCAAAACCGUAUCGCGCAAGCCACUGUGUCCAUCGCUCGUAAAAGCUUUUAUUAAAAAUGUGCUGCGUAGCGACUCGAAUUUGGCAAACUUGGUCGGCGUAAUGUAAAAACCGGAAAUUUAGGGUAGCUGAUUGUCUCGUUUUUGAAUUAUGCUGUGAUUGGUCGGUGAUUUUCGUUAAUAAUUCAAAAACGAACCAUUUUACCACCCAUUUUCGGUUCUCACGUUAAUUCUCGGACACCCUGUAUAUCGAGAACUCAGCGAGAAACCGAUUUAAUUUCAGAGUUACUCGUCGCACCACCGAUUUGCUAGCCCUCUAGGUACUACGUACGUCGUUCGACGCAGAAAUUCCUCGCGCGUCUGCGAUGCUCAUAUUUAAUACAAGUUCGAGUUUACAGUAACGACGAGUGACGCGAGUUCAUUUUCGAAAUGCGUAGAGGUAGGGCUUCGGUUCUAAUUAGGAUGUAGGUAUAGCUUCGUAGGUAUAGCUUGACAUUUGUUAUAAGUUUUAAAUAAAAAUUCUUCAAAGUGUACAGAA
This is a messenger RNA of Hylaeus volcanicus, 3692 nucleotides long. RefSeq names its product dicarboxylate carrier SLC25A8-like. Bases 536 to 1483 code for a protein of 315 amino acids. Gene Ontology annotation, molecular function: oxidative phosphorylation uncoupler activity. Gene Ontology annotation, biological process: mitochondrial transport; adaptive thermogenesis; mitochondrial transmembrane transport. The transcript has 6 exons. The record is from RefSeq and is a predicted model, not a curated record. Gene Ontology annotation, cellular component: mitochondrial membrane. Lineage: Eukaryota; Metazoa; Arthropoda; Insecta; Hymenoptera; Colletidae.